AUGGUAUUGACUCUACUGAUUAGUCAAUGUUCAAGUCAAACUGGUUUCCCAAAACAAUUUCAAGCUAUAUUGAAUGUAACUGCAUUACAACAAUAUCCACUACCAUCUCUAGGCUUUCAAUACUUAUUGUAUGAUUACACAAAUUUGAGAGUUCGUUUUGAUAUCAAAGGUUGGCAAUCGAAACAAAAUGAAACCUAUAUGGUUCAAUACAAACCCAAAGGUGCUGAAGCAAAUACACCAGCUUCAGAGGGUUAUACAAUGUUUAACUGUAAUCCUGAUUAUCCAGAACGAACAAAAAAUAAUUGUUGGUAUAGAACAAAUCCAAUGAAAGAUGCAGGUCCAUUUCCAAUUACAUGGUUUGGUGAUAUUUUAAGUCUCCGUGAAAUUCAACCAUGGUUUCCACUACCAUCAAAUUUGAUCAAUAAAGGUGAAGAAUGGAUACCAGAAAUUCAAGGUUAUGCAGUGAGAUAUGAUUCACCAGAAAUAUGUGAUUUAAGAAAAUCUGGAAUUGGUCCAGUGCCUUGUUUAAGCUAUUUUGAAGCACCAAAUAGACCAGUAAAAACUAUUGAAGCCCAUGUUGGUCGAGGAGCCUAUGAUUAUGAUGACCUUUUAACUACAGUAUAUUUGUCAUUUACAAAUGGUAUUCCAUCAGAAGCUGAACAUUUGUUCGAUUUACCUGAUAAGUGGCCUGGCUAUUGUGGAAAUGCAAAUACGGGAUUCAAUGUAGACCCUUCUCGCACAUUUGUGGUUACUCCUGAUGGUCAAGAUCAUUUUAAAUUAACGUUACAAACUCCACCAGUUUAUGCACCCAGUGAUCAAGUUAAAGUUGAAUUUAAGGUACAACCAAAUUAUUUCUACAAUGGUACACGAUGUGCUGAAUUUAGUCCAGUUAUUUUUGAUAAAACAAAUUGGAAAACACCACAACAGAUUAACAUAUCAUUUGCUGAUUAUGGUUGUUGUUCAUACCAAAUUACUGCAACCGGUGGUGGAUACGAUUGGUAUUAUAUAACACCAUCGAUUGUUGUUUAUGCCUGUGAUGGAAAAGCCGGGGAUGCUUGUAAAGGCAAAAUAACAUGUGGAUUGUGA
Molecule: messenger RNA, 1086 nt
Organism: Rotaria sp. Silwood1
Lineage: Eukaryota; Metazoa; Rotifera; Eurotatoria; Philodinida; Philodinidae
Source: the annotation of a GenBank genome assembly